AUGCUAGAGCUCGAUGGAACCGAAAAUAAAGCGAAAUUGGGUGCUAAUGCAAUUUUGGGUGUUUCAUUGGCAGUCUGCAAAGCUGGUGCCGUGCAUAAAGGUAUGCCACUAUAUAAAUAUAUAGCGGAAUUGGCUGGCACCAAACAGAUUGUUCUACCAGUUCCUGCAAUGAAUGUCAUUAAUGGUGGUUCGCAUGCUGGUAACAAACUGGCGAUGCAA
This is a messenger RNA of Cercopithifilaria johnstoni, 219 nucleotides long. Lineage: Eukaryota; Metazoa; Nematoda; Chromadorea; Rhabditida; Onchocercidae. The record is from the annotation of a GenBank genome assembly.